Molecule: messenger RNA, 1149 nt
Organism: Notothenia coriiceps (black rockcod)
Lineage: Eukaryota; Metazoa; Chordata; Actinopteri; Perciformes; Nototheniidae
Gene: ccr10
Product: chemokine (C-C motif) receptor 10
Exons: 1
Coding region: 1-1149 (382 amino acids)
Biological process (GO): cell chemotaxis; G protein-coupled receptor signaling pathway; calcium-mediated signaling
Cellular component (GO): membrane; external side of plasma membrane
Molecular function (GO): C-C chemokine binding; C-C chemokine receptor activity
Source: RefSeq, a predicted model, not a curated record
AUGGAAAUCCACCAUGAUGACUACAAUGAUUACCCAGAAACCUAUGACUUUUCAAACUACUCAUUGGGGAAUAUUAGUAACUCCACAUACUUCAACGAGAAUGAUUCUGGCUUUUGUGAUCCUGAAGAUCAAGAGUUCACCAUCAAAAUGUUCCAGACCUGCAUCUUCUGCCUGAUUUUCCUGUUGGGCGUGGCGGGUAACUGCCUGGUCAUAGCCACCUUUGUUUUUUCCCGCCGUUUCCGUCUUCGCUCCAUGACCGACGUCUUCCUGUUCCACCUGGCGCUGGCCGACCUUCUCCUGCUCCUCACGCUCCCAUUGCAGGCUGUCGAUACGCACCUGGGCUGGAUCUUCCCUAAUGGCCUUUGCAAGGUUCUGCGUGCAUGCUACGCUAUCAACACAUACAGCGGGAUACUCCUGCUAGCCUGCAUUAGCGUUGACCGCUACAUUGUGGUGGCACGUGCCCAACAGAUGCACCGGCUGCGCAGUCGCAUUGUUACAAGUGGGAAAGUUGCCGCUGUUGCUGUGUGGUUUGUUGCUAUGCUCCUGAGUUUGCCUGAAAUCCUCUACUCUGGAGUGUUAGUGUCUGAGGAUAAAGCAUACUGCGGCAUGCUAAAGCGUGGAGCAGUCAAGAUGUCAACCAACGGAGCCAUCAUUGCUGUCUUCUGCCUGUCCUUCUUCAUUAUGGUGACAUGCUACUCUUUGAUAGCUCGAGUGCUGUGGGAAGGGAACAAAAAUCGGCGGGGGAAGCAGUGGCGUCGGCAGCGCACCCUGAAGCUGAUGGUGGCGCUGGUGGUGGUGUUUCUGGUGUUCCAGCUGCCGUACACUGUGGUGCUGUUGCGUAAAAUGACGGGGCCGCUCUGUGCUCUGCUGCUGGAGUACAUAACCUGCACUCUGGCGUACUCUCGAUGUUGCCUCAACCCUAUCCUGUACGCUCUGGUAGGCGUGCGCUUCCGUAAUGAUGUGGUGAGGCUCAUGUGGGAUUCAGGAUGCCAGUGGGGGGUCCGGUCAGCGCCACAGGCAGUGAGUUCCUACUCCAUGUCCCCCACCUCCCCUGCUCUCACUGUGUUCUCAGCUUGCUCACCAGCAUCCCCUGAAAGCAGCAGCUCCAUACCAUCAAAUGUCAGUUUCCGGGAACCAAAUAAUACUUAA